AUGUGUAUAAAAGAUUGCAUUGCAAAUAAGUGCAUGAAAGUAAUUAAGAAGCCUAAUCUAACCCCCAUAUGUAAAGAAGCUUGCGAGGAGUUUUGCAAUGAACAACCAAACGACCGACCAAACGUCCAAAUGAUUAUUCCUGGACAAGAUCACGUGAACGCUCAAAAAUCUUGA
This is a messenger RNA of Eruca vesicaria subsp. sativa (arugula), 174 nucleotides long. The record is from the annotation of a GenBank genome assembly. NCBI's taxonomy places the organism in Eukaryota, Viridiplantae, Streptophyta, Magnoliopsida, Brassicales, Brassicaceae.